AGAGAUCAAAACCAAAAGAGUCAAGACUCUGUGAUAGAAGGAAGGCAGGCGAUAAAUUUCCUGCCUGGUCGUAGGAGGAAAGUGUUUUUUUCGGUGCUUUUACCUGGUCAAAACUAUUUGAAUAGAUCUUGAACUGUUCGGCGAAGUUCCCGGAUAUAGCUCGGAGGUUGAGUGCAAUUUUGCAGCUUGAGGGCCAACAUGUCGACCAGUGCCGGAUCGAGUAGCACUACCGGAGCAGCGGCUACGGGUAGCGGUGGUUCAGCUGGAAGUGCCGGAGGUAGCAGUGCGGCUGGUGCUGGCGGUGGCAGCAGCAGCGCUGGAUCAGGCGGUGGACGUCGCAACGGCAACGGAAGCGGCAACUCCACUCCCGAAGCGCCGGCUGUGCCCAAGCCUGAGACGAAGGAAACCAAGUCCAACCCGAAGAUUUCCAAGGCACUGGGCACCUCGGCCAAGCGUAUCCAGAAGGAGCUGGCGGAAAUCACACUGGACCCGCCACCGAACUGCAGCGCCGGCCCGAAGGGAGACAACUUGUACGAAUGGGUUUCCACCAUUCUGGGUCCACCCGGAUCCGUCUACGAGGGAGGGGUGUUCUUCCUGGAUAUUCACUUCUCACCAGAAUAUCCGUUCAAACCGCCAAAGGUCACAUUCAGAACGAGGAUAUAUCAUUGCAAUAUCAACAGUCAAGGUGUGAUCUGCCUCGACAUCCUCAAGGAUAACUGGUCUCCGGCGCUUACCAUCUCGAAAGUGCUGCUUUCCAUUUGUUCUCUACUAACAGACUGCAAUCCAGCUGAUCCACUGGUAGGAAGUAUUGCCACACAAUAUCUGCAGAAUCGGGAAGAGCAUGAUCGGAUUGCUCGCCUGUGGACUAAGAGAUAUGCAACGUGAUUUCCUAAAUCUGACGCUCUGUAUAUUUUUUAUGUGAAAAUCAGUAAUAUUUAUAAUUCUAACCAUAACGAAGGAAACAUACUACAACUAAUAAACUAAAUUGAAACAAGAGUAAUAAAAGUAGCAACAACUCAACAAAACAAAAACUCAAAAUUCCAAAAUUGAAAACCAAGAGAAUCCAACUGCGCGCUAGGAAAGACUUUCUCUCGAAGUAGGACUGUACACCCUUCUGCCGUGUCUGUGAGCUUCUCUCGCCGCCUCGACUCGAAAUCUUCUUGUGUUGUCGUCUCGUCCCCUCAUAUAUACUGUAUACACUACAAAACAUCGUCCAGUUUUCCGUUUUGCCUCUCGUGUCUACCGAGGAAAUCACAACAAAUCAGCACUCGCAAAUGUUACACUGUAAAUUUAAUUUUCCGUUGGUCUUUGUUUCUGUAUAGUCGCGCGUUACCGUUGUGGAUCGACAUGUGUGCCGUGGCUAUCACAGAUGAUAUGUAUAGGGUGUACCUUGGUGUAACGUAACAAUGGCAGCUUUCAAUUUCUCAAUGGAAGUUCAGAUGAACCGAAAACAAGUUACAUUCUGUCAAGGUACAAUAAGUCUUAUCUCUUAUCCUUGUUUGACCCCAGCAUCGUAGCUAUCAAGUAGUAUCGUAAGUAAUUAAAAGCUAGGUUUUACAAUUACAAAACAACGUCCGUAGAAGGUUGUAGCCUUUGAGAAUUUAGUUUGUGUUAUAGCAACAAGUAUAAUUAAGUAUUGUGAAAUGAUUGCCAGUGCAAAUGGAAUGUCCAAGUUUCUAAACUGUUUUUUUUGGUAACACUGUUCAUCUCACAAUGAUGGAUAUCUAAGCAAGAAUUGUUACAUAUUUAAAAAAGUAUCGCAUUACUGCAUUGAUUAUCUUUGCGUUUUGUGAAUUCUCGCCACUUUUUUCAAACAUCGACUACAUACGUGGUUAAUCUGGUCACGUAAAAUGAUUACAUUUGCUCUAAAAGGCUGAUUACAUACGUAUAAGCUUUCCUUGUGUGCUUAAAUGCUGAUAUAGAGCUUAUUAAUGUCCAGCAUAACUUGCUUUUCUGCAAUUUAAAUUGAGCCCGGUUGACAUGCAAAUUUUGAUAGAAUUUAACAAUAUGGGAUUCAUCUGUCUUGUCUUUUCAUAAUAUCUUAGUUUCGAUAUUAUCCGAAUGAUACAUUUUCCGGCUCACCGUCAUUCGAAACAAUGUGAUGUAAAAUAUCUCAAAGACUGAUGCAGCUGAAUAGUUAAAGUCAUAACAUAAUGUGAGAUCUCAGACGCAACGAUACACCUAGUAGUAAAAAACAAACACAUGACAUUUGUGACAACAGCUUAUGUCUGAAGUUGAAUGACGAACCGGAGUAACAUACAUUCAUAGCAAAAUUAGAUUUUUGGUAUGAAAAAAGACAACCGGUUCAUCUGCACAACUGCAAUCAUUUCAAAAUACUCGUCGCUGGAACAUCAUCAGCGCAAUUUGUGUUUUACUUCUUUUAUACGUAACCACUGGAAUUAGAGUCGUUAAGUUCAGUCAGGACAGGAGAUUAGAGUCGGAAAAGAUGGAGACAUUUGAAGGUGAAAAAAUACAAUAUUUAAACUAUAUGGAUAAUAAAAACAGAAGUAAAUGUGUAUCGAA
Aedes albopictus (Asian tiger mosquito) is the source of this 2523-nucleotide messenger RNA. It is a transcript of the gene Ubc2, whose product is annotated as ubiquitin-conjugating enzyme E2 E1. The record is from RefSeq and is a predicted model, not a curated record. Gene Ontology annotation, biological process: protein polyubiquitination. Lineage: Eukaryota; Metazoa; Arthropoda; Insecta; Diptera; Culicidae. Gene Ontology annotation, molecular function: ubiquitin conjugating enzyme activity. The transcript has 5 exons. Gene Ontology annotation, cellular component: nucleus. The coding region runs from base 199 to 885 and encodes 228 amino acids.